CCGACUAUAGCCUUCAUCAUCAAUUAAUUAACCAAACACUACGCUCCCCCACUUUCCUCCACUGUUGUUAUCGUACGUUAUUUCCAUUUCUCGCCAUGUCCAAGGUUGUCUGUGUCACCGGAGCCAGCGGCGCCAUCGGAUCGUGGCUCGUCCGCCUCCUACUCGACCGUGGCUACACCGUCCACGCCACCGUUCAAAAUCUCAAGGAUGACAAUGAGACGAAGCAUUUGGAGGCGAUGGAAGGAGCGAAGAGUAGGCUGCGUUUGUUCGAGAUGGAUCUUCUGGACACAGACUCCAUCAAAGCCGCCGUGAAGGGCUGCGCCGGCGUCUUCCAUCUGGCGUGUCCUAACGUCAUCGGUCAGGUUCAUGAUCCAGAGAAGCAAAUAGUGGAGCCGGCGACAAAAGGGACGGUGAGCGUGCUGAAGGCGGCGAGAGAAGCAGGGGUGGAGAGAGUGGUGGCGACGUCGUCGAUAUCGGCGAUUAUUCCGAGUCCCGACUGGCCCUCCGACAAGAUCAAAAACGAGGACUGUUGGUGUGACCUUGACUACUGCAGAAGCAAGGGGCUAUGGUAUCCGAUAGCGAAAACGCUGGCGGAGAAAGCAGGGUGGGAUUUUGCGAGGGAGACAGGGUACGACGUCGUUAUGAUAAAUCCGGGCACCGCCUUAGGCCCUCUCAUUCCGCCCAGACUCAAUUCAAGCAUGGCUGUCCUUCUCGGCGUUCUCGAAGGGGACACUGAGACAUACGAGGACUUCUUCAUGGGAAUGGCGCACUUUAAGGAUGUCGCCAUGGCUCACAUCUUGGCCUUCGAGAAUAAAGAGGCUUCUGGAAGGCACUUGUGCGUGGAAGCCAUUCGUCACUACGGUGAUUUUGUGGAAAAGGUGGCUGAAUUGUACCCUGACUAUAAUGUCGCUAAAGUGCCCAAGGAUACUCAGCCUGGUCUUCUCCGAGCCAAGGAUGCUUCUAAGAAGUUGAUCAAUCUGGGGAUGCAGUUCACCCCCAUUGAGCAAAUCAUCACUGAUGCUGUUGAAAGUUUGAAGAGCAAGGGCUUUCUCUAAGUCUAAAUCUUUGAUCCUUUUUUAAUUUGAGGGACUUUCACUGGGGGUGAUGGAGUUUACAGGGAUUUAGUGAUGGCGUGGUUGGGUCGAAUAAACGUGAUGAGCUUGCAGUUUCAGUCACUGGUUCUGUAUUUCAUGACAAGAGUUUUAUGUAUAAACUCUUGCAGUUAAUAUUGAAUAAUUCUUAUCUUGUUCUUUUUUCUUCAGUGAAUUGGCAAAAAAUGCGUCAUCCUGCAA
This is a messenger RNA of Neltuma alba, 1292 nucleotides long. Its product is annotated as cinnamoyl-CoA reductase 1-like. Gene Ontology annotation, molecular function: oxidoreductase activity, acting on the CH-OH group of donors, NAD or NADP as acceptor. The record is from RefSeq and is a predicted model, not a curated record. The transcript has 5 exons. Lineage: Eukaryota; Viridiplantae; Streptophyta; Magnoliopsida; Fabales; Fabaceae. Bases 96 to 1055 code for a protein of 319 amino acids.